CCCACCCCGCCUCACAUCUGCUUGCCGCCGCCGCCGCCGCCGCCUCCUCGCAAUCCCGGCCGAGCAUGCGGCUGCCCUCCCCUCGCCGCCUCCCCGCUUGCUAGGGCUCCUGCUGCUCGUUCCUUCUUAUCGCUAGGGCUCGACCUCCCUCGCGCGGAGUGACCCCGCGGCUCCGUGACCCAAAGCUGUUGCCGGCUGCCCUCCCGGCCGCGCCAUGGUGAGGCUCACCGCCGACCUGAUAUGGAAGAGCCCGCACUUCUUCAACUCCGUCAAGGACCGCGAGCUCGACAUCCGAGGUAACAAGAUCCCCGUCAUCGAGAAUCUGGGCGCCACCGAGGACCAAUUUGACACAAUUGACUUGUCAGACAAUGAAAUUGUCAAGCUUGAGAACUUCCCAUACUUGAAUCGUCUUGGCACUCUGUUAGUCAAUAAUAACAGAAUCACACGUAUCAAUCCCAAUCUUGGUGAGUUCUUGCCAAAGAUGCACACAUUGGUGCUUACAAACAAUCGUCUUACAAAUCUUGCGGAGAUUGAUCCCCUUGCAUCUCUUCCAAAGCUGCAAUUUCUUAGCUUACUUGAUAAUACCGUAACCAAGCAGCCAGACUACCGGUUGUAUGUGAUCCAUAAACUGAAGCAUUUGCGUCUGCUGGAUUUCAAGAAAGUGAAACAACAGGAGAGAAUUGCGGCAGCACAAAAGUUCCAUUCAAAGGAGGCAGAGGAAGAGGCAAAGAAGGUACCUGCCAAAACUUUUACUCCAGGACAAGUGGUUGAUGUUCAAGAUACCACAAGGGAGGAGCAGGGUCCAAAAGUAGUCGCACCCACACCUGAGCAAAUCACAGCUAUCAAGGCUGCUAUUGUGAAUUCUCAGACACUUGAGGAGGUUGUGAGGCUUGAAAAGGCACUGAGCACUGGCAUAGUUCCUGCUGAAUUUGCAAUUCCCAAGCCAGAUGCUAAUAUGGCUGAAACUUCAGAGGAAACUGACAAGAUGGAGACAGAUGGUCAGAACCAAGAGAACGGGGCUGAUGAGCAGAAGCAAAAUGAAGAAAGCACCCCAAUUGAAGAGGAUUGAAGGCAUGUGCACACAGUGAUAUAAUCUGGCACCACAGUUGGUGUUAGCUUGCAGGUUUUUGUGGGGGCAAAGCCACGCCGCGACACUUGAUCUCUUGCUAGCAUAGUACCAGUAUUUCUGUAUCUUGUGAAUGCUAACAACAAAUUUUUUCAGAAGAUGGAACUAUUUUCCUGUGUUUAGGAGACAAUCUUGGGGUAUUUUACACCUUAUAGUACUGCUAGAUUUCUUGAUGUUGUAGCCUGUAGACGCUGUUACAUACCUUGGAUGUUGGCGAAACUUCGUUCAUGUGGUGCAUGCGAGAUGUCAACCUUUUUUUUUCUUCUGGAGUUCCCCCUUAUUCCUCUUUAGGCCUUGCUCGGUUAUUCUCUAAGAGGGAGGGAUCGGAGAGGAUUGAGGAGGAAUAAUUCUAUACCAUAAUAGGUGUGGAAUAAAUCUCUUUAUAAUCUUCCUGAAUCCUCCCGUAAUAAGGAUUAACCGAAAUUGCGGAGUAUUGAGGGAGGUGUUGUUUUAAUGCAUGGCACCAUUUCCAAAAUUUCCCCGUUAUGCAAUUUCCUAAGCUGGAGAUGAACCUGUUUCUCCAUAUCCAAUUAUCCAUUUCAGUGAAAAAUCUGGAAUUGCGGUC
Molecule: messenger RNA, 1691 nt
Organism: Oryza brachyantha (malo sina)
Lineage: Eukaryota; Viridiplantae; Streptophyta; Magnoliopsida; Poales; Poaceae
Product: U2 small nuclear ribonucleoprotein A'
Exons: 8
Coding region: 215-1069 (284 amino acids)
Biological process (GO): mRNA splicing, via spliceosome
Molecular function (GO): U2 snRNA binding
Source: RefSeq, a predicted model, not a curated record